Messenger RNA from Epinephelus moara (kelp grouper), 4794 nucleotides. RefSeq names its product LARGE xylosyl- and glucuronyltransferase 1 (gene large1). NCBI's taxonomy places the organism in Eukaryota, Metazoa, Chordata, Actinopteri, Perciformes, Serranidae. The coding region runs from base 659 to 2926 and encodes 755 amino acids. Gene Ontology annotation, molecular function: xylosyltransferase activity; glucuronosyltransferase activity. The record is from RefSeq and is a predicted model, not a curated record. The transcript is spliced from 15 exons. Gene Ontology annotation, biological process: protein O-linked glycosylation via mannose.
GUUGAGGCCGAAAACUCAGACUCAAGCAGGACCUGGACGACACUGGAGUGCCUCUGAGGAAGGGAUAUAUACAGUACUGGACGCUAGGACGGCAUUUUAACUAGCCGAGCUUCAGCGGAGCUACCACCGAGUCUCCGAGCUCCUGCUGUCGAGGCCGCCGCGGUUGUGUAUCUCCCCUCCGACUGUGUGUCGCUGCCUGCUGGUCACAGUAAUCCAGACCCGCUGCUAUUAAUGAGAUUGAGAGGAGACUGAAGCCGCUGUGUGGCGACGCAGACGCCACGAACCUGUCUGAGAUUUAAGUCUUUAUCCAGCCCGGAGGAAACAUAAGGACUCAGCUGUUGCUGCUGGUUAGACGGGGCUAACAGCUGAGGCUGCCGGACCGGAUAAACAUCCCGAUAAAGCUCCAACUACAUGGAACAAGUCAGCGGCGGAGCACCGUCUCAUUUUGCGCUAGAAGAACUGUUAUGACAGACCUAUAGACACCAGUGUCUCUCUGUAGCAGCACGGUGGGAUUUAUCACUGGGGAUAUAUUUGAUUAAGGCAUCCUAAGAGCAGCAGUUUGAAGCCUCUGCAUCAGUGCCAUGAAUCAGCCUGGACAACAGCUGCUACCUACAUAGAGGUCACUUUACCUCUCUUUCCAUUUGCUUCGGUCCAGAGGAUGCUGGGAAUGUGUCGCGGGCGCAGGAAGUUCCUGGCGGCCUCUCUCGCCCUGCUCUUCAUCCCAGCACUCACCUGGCUUUACCUGUCAGUAGGAAGCUUUCAAGUGAAGCCCCUCCCCCUUUCUCCAUUGGAAGCCCAAUCAUCAACACCGGUGGGUGGAGCCGGUGAGCGUCAGGCCUUAGAGCUGCGUGUCCGGGCAGUAGAGGAAGAAAACCGGGCACUGCGCCGGGAGCUGAGCCGGCCACCCAGGAGUCCAUCUGCGCGCCUUCCAAGCGGUGGUCACCGUGGCAACCAAAGCCGAACCCAUUCAGAGGAAGGCACCGGCGACAAUGAGGGCCAGAAAGCUGCUGCAGUGGGAAACAGCUCAGACUGUGUGCAGCAGCCAGUGGUGGAUAAGUGUGAAACCAUCCACGUGGCCAUCGUAUGUGCAGGUUACAACGCCAGCCGAGACGUGGUGACACUGGUUAAAUCUGUCCUUUUCCACAGGCGGAACCCACUACAUUUCCAUUUCAUCACAGACUCCAUUGCUCAGCAGAUCCUGUCCUCUCUUUUCCAUACCUGGAUGGUCCCUGCCGUCAGGGUCGACUUCUACGACGCAGACGAGCUGAAGUCCGAGGUGUCAUGGAUCCCUAACAAACAUUACUCUGGAAUCUAUGGCCUGAUGAAGCUGGUGCUCACUAAGACACUGCCAUCCGACCUGCAGAGAGUCAUCGUCCUGGACACAGACAUCACAUUUGCUACUGACAUCGCUGAACUCUGGGCUGUCUUCCAUAAGUUUAAAGGUCAGCAGGUUCUUGGUCUGGUGGAGAACCAGAGUGACUGGUACCUGGGGAACCUGUGGAAGAACCAUCGACCCUGGCCAGCUCUGGGCAGAGGCUUCAACACUGGGGUGAUUUUGCUUCUCCUGGAUCGUUUGCGGAAGCUGAGAUGGGAGCAGAUGUGGAGGUUGACUGCAGAGAGAGAACUAAUGAGCAUGCUGUCCACCUCCCUGGCAGACCAGGACAUCUUCAACGCUGUGAUCAAACAGAACCCAUUCCUGGUUCACCAGCUGCCCUGCUUCUGGAAUGUCCAGCUGUCUGACCACACCCGCUCCGAGAAGUGCUACAAAGACGUGUCAGACCUCAAGGUGAUCCACUGGAAUUCUCCCAAGAAGCUGCGAGUGAAGAACAAGCAUGUGGAGUUUUUUCGGAAUCUCUAUCUGACUUUCCUGGAGUACGAUGGCAACCUGCUGCGGCGAGAGCUGUUUGGCUGUCCCAGCGAGGCUGACCACAACAGUGAGAACCUUCAGAAGACUCUGUCAGAGCUGGAUGAAGAUGAUCCCUGCUAUGAGUUUCGUCGAGAGCGAUUCACCGUCCACCGAACACACCUCUACUUCCUCCACUAUGAGUAUGAGCCCAGCUCUGACAACACAGAUGUCACUCUGGUCGCCCAGCUUUCUAUGGACAGGCUCCAGAUGUUGGAGGCCAUUUGUAAGCACUGGGAAGGCCCCAUCAGCUUGGCCCUGUACCUGUCCGAUGCUGAGGCCCAGCAGUUCCUGCGCUAUGCGCAGGGCUCCGAGGUGCUCAUGAGCCGAGGGAACGUUGGUUACCACAUUGUCUACAAAGAGGGACAGUUCUACCCAGUCAACCUGCUGCGUAAUGUGGCCAUGCGGCAGGUCAACACACCUUACAUGUUCCUAUCAGACAUCGACUUCCUGCCCAUGUACGGCCUGUACGAGUACCUCAGGAAGUCAGUGGUGCAGCUGGACAUGGCCAAUGCCAAGAAAGCUCUGGUUGUUCCAGCCUUUGAGACGCUGCGAUAUCGCUUGUCAUACCCAAAGUCCAAGGCUGAGCUGCUCUCUCAGCUAGACAUGGGCACACUCUUCACCUUCAGGUACCAUGUGUGGACUAAAGGCCACGCACCGACUAAUUUUGCCAAAUGGCGGACAGCCACCACGCCUUACAGGGUGCAGUGGGAAGCCGACUUUGAGCCCUACGUCAUGGUGAGGAGAGACAGUCCUGAGUAUGACCGCCGCUUUGUGGGCUUCGGCUGGAACAAGGUGGCUCACAUCAUGGAGCUGGACGCACAGGAGUAUGAGUUUGUGGUGCUGCCCAACGCCUACAUGAUCCACAUGCCUCAUGCGCCCAGCUUUGACAUCACCAAGUUCCGCUCCAACAAGCAGUACCGGGUCUGCCUCAAGACCCUGAAGGAGGAGUUCCAGCAGAACAUGUCGCGGCGCUAUGGCUUCGCCGCUCUAAAAUACAUGACGGCUGAGAACAACAGCUAGCCACCACUGCAGACCCUCACGUCCCCAGCCCUGAACUACUGACACACUCCAUGGGCUGGGGAAGAGGGGGGGCACAGGAAACGGACAGCCCAUGUGAGGCCAUGGGGAUACUUUGAGACUUGAGUCCCUCAGAUUUUGUUAGAACGUUUGACCCUCAGUGUGGGACUGUAAGGGUCUUUAUGUCCAUUCUUUGUCCUCUGCUGUGGAUGGUGGACAUAAUCCAGGAGGAGAUCAUUUCUGCCAGGAUGUAAAAGCUGUGAUAGACGACACGAGUGACUGCUCAGCCCGACUGUGUGGGCCCUGAGCUCUGGCCCUGAAAUCUGACAGACAGCAGGCAAGAAAGGCAUACAUUGAACGCCUUGCCAUAUUUGUAAGAGCAGUGACAGAGUUGUGGGCUGUGUGUAACAUUAUGUAUGUAUGCGUGCAAGUGUGUGUAUGUGCAGGUAGAUGAAAAGUGCGACUGUGUGUUUGUUCCUCCAGGACAGUGCUUAGCAAAAAGCUUAAGGAGAUGUGAAGCGUUGUGGGCUUACAUUCUGUUUGCACGCCUUCCAAGUGCCAACAAAGAGCAGCAGCAGCCUGACUGACAGCACACCCCGACUCAAAUGCAAAUCGUCACCAGGCGGCGAGAUAAGACAAAGCGGUAAACAUGUCCACACAGAUUUUGAAAAUCUCAUUGUGACGAGUGACACACACUCAGAUAUUGAGGCGAGCAGCCAGCCAGCCAGCCGACCAUCUGCUGCUGCUUAAUUUGUUUCAUAGCUGAUGCAGAUCAGAAUAAAUCCUCCUCCUCGUAUGACAAGGGAAGUUAAGUGCAAAGAUGGUUGGAGGUCGUCCAUGCGGUUGAUAUUCAGGGUAUCUCCACAUCAGCCUGAGCGUGCUGCUACAGAUUGUUUCCAGUGUUUUGUUAUGACCGCAGAAUCUGACAGCAGCUGGUGCAGUGUGCUUUUUAUUUUGUGUGUUUUAAACUGAUGCCGGUCCGCACAAACACCUGCUGGAAGUCCUGUCAGCUUGCGAAGCUGUCGCCCCACCACACCGAGCAGGCCAAGCACCAAUCACUGAGCUCACCAUUUAAUUUUCUUUCCAACAAUCACUAUUAUUUAUCAGUGUGUUUACAGUCCUGGUGGGUGAAGCAAGGAGGGGUGGUGUCUCCCCCACUCACUGUCAGAAAGAUCUGGAGGAAAGGAAAGAGAAAGUCAACCAAGUGCAGUCAGGAGAGACGUUCUUUCUUUCCUCCCUCUCUCUGUUUCUUUCUUCUCACUCUGGCCUCUAGUUUAAUGACAUUACAGCAGCAGCCAAUAACGCUGCAGCGGUGUGUGUUCUCCUGUCUGUAUUGUCAAACACCAUCGCGCUGGGUGUGGUCAUAUUCUGUUUAACUGCUGUAGCAUCUGUGACUGACAAAACCACCCAGUUAUCUAGAGAGAGUGAAGACAGAAUACACUGACUGACAGUCGCUAUAAUAUUAUACUCACACCAUAUGAUAAAGAUAUCAUAGCAUCACUGUUGAGUAUCAGGAUAGCAUGUUACUAAAUAAUAAGAUAAAGCUUAAGUUUGAUAAAGUCAUGAAGGGAAUACAGAUAACAGAGAAAUAUGAUAGUGAUGUAAGAAAUGACAUUUAAGAAUGUUAAGUAUGUUAAUUAGACUUUAGCGGUAUCUAUUACUUCAUACCUUCCUGAAAUUUAAGCGGGGUAUAUGGUGUAUGAUGGUAUUUGUGUGCCGCUACCUGCUACCCCCACCACCACAUCGACCGGGGAGUUUUCUGCAUUCCACAGGUUCUCUUCGCUUUUUCAAGCAAUUUUACAGUUGUUGCCAGUUGUUUACAGUCCUGUAACAUUAUCCCCAUCACUGGCAGUCACCAUGUUUGCCAGCUC